AUGGCACCCAUAGAAGAUCAAAGAAAAUCGGUAUUAAUUACAGGUUGCUCACCAGGAGGCAUUGGAAAUUCGCUUGCACGAGAGUUUCAUCGUAAUGGGUUGCGCGUGUUCGCAUCAGCCCGCGAUGCAAAAUCACUCGAAGAUCUAUCAGCUCUCGGCAUAGAGACCUUGAGCCUCAUCGUGGAUGAUGAGAACAGCGUCAAGGCAUGCUAUUCUGAAGUAGAGAAGAGGCUCGCGGAUAAGGGACUGGAUUAUUUGGUCAACAACGCCGGGCGAAAUUAUACCGUCCCGGCAAUGGAAGCAGACCUUGCGGAGGCCCGAGCAACCUUUGAAACCAAUUUCAUCGCAGUCAUCUGCAUGUGCAAGGCAUUCCUUCCACUCCUUAUAAGAUCCCAGGGCACUAUCGUGCAAAUUGGAUCUGUUGCAGGGGUGAUUCCUUACGUAUUUGGCUCGGUAUACAACGCCUCGAAAGCCGCUCUGCAUUCAUUCAGUGACUCUCUGCGUGUUGAGCUGGCGCCAUUCGGCAGCUCCGCCAGAGUACAUGUCACUACGGUUAUUACCGGCGGCGUACAGUCUCGCAUUGCCCGCAUUGAACGUACCCUAGUGCCUAAUUCCCUAUACGCCUCGAUUGAGGACGAAUACAAUCGCCGCGUGAUCCAUAGCCAGGACGGUGCCAUGCCGCACGCUAAUUAUGCACGGAGCGUUGUUGCACAAGUCCUGUACGGGUCCGCCCCAUGGCGAUGGUUCUGGCCGUGGGCAGAAGGGCGAAAAAGUUGGAUUUGGGAAGGAAACAAAAGCUGGGUGGUCUGGUUGCUGACUGGAGGAUGGGCAUGGACUGGCCUAUUCCAUUACGCCAUGACGAGGAUGUUCAAACUAAACAAAUUGAGUCGAGGUAUUGGCGGCCGAAUCUCCACUCUUCUUUUCUUUACCCUCAUCAAAUCCUUCGCCAUGUUCAAGCUCGCCCGCAGCAGACCCAUUGCGGCAGCUCUCAGAGCCGCGACGGAGACUUCCGUCCCGUCCCGCCUGGGCCAGCAACAGAGAAACCUUUCGAUCCACGAAUAUCUUUCUGCAAACCUCCUCAAGUCGUAUGGCGUUGGAAUGCCCAAGGGCGAGGUUGCUCGCAGCGCAGAGGAAGCCGAAGCCGUUGCCAAGUCCCUCGGAAACGAUGACAUGGUCAUCAAGGCACAGGUCCUCGCCGGUGGUCGUGGUAAGGGCUCUUUUGACAACGGUCUUAAAGGUGGUGUGCGCGUCAUCUAUUCCCCUACUGAAGCCAAGAUGUUCGCUGGCCAGAUGAUUGGACACAAAUUGAUUACGAAGCAAACCGGUGCUGCUGGUCGUCUUUGCAACUCCGUGUACAUUUGCGAGCGCAAGUUCGCUCGCCGCGAAUUCUACCUUGCCGUUCUCAUGGACCGGGGAUCUCAGGCCCCUGUGAUUGUUGCGUCGUCGCAGGGUGGCAUGGACAUUGAGGCUGUCGCCAAGGAGAACCCGGAGGCCAUUAUUACCACCCCCAUUGAUAUCAAUGUUGGCGUGACCGACGAGAUUGCCCUCAAGAUUGCCACCGAGCUGGGCUUCUCUGAGCAGUGCAUCCCGGAGGCCAAGGAAACGAUCCAGAAGCUGUACAAGGUUUUCAUGGACAAGGAUGCUACCCAGAUUGAGAUCAACCCUCUGUCGGAGACCUCGGAUCAUAAAGUCAUGGCCAUGGACGCUAAAUUGGGCUUCGAUGACAACGCGGACUUCAGACAGAAGGAGGUCUUCUCCUGGAGAGACACCACCCAGGAAGAUGCCGACGAGGUCAAGGCUGCUGAGCACGGACUGAACUUCAUCAAGCUCGACGGUGACAUUGGAUGUUUGGUCAACGGAGCCGGCCUUGCCAUGGCUACCAUGGACAUUAUCAAACUCAACGGUGGCAGCCCCGCUAACUUCCUCGAUGUUGGAGGUGGUGCUACUCCGGCCGCCAUCAAGUCUGCUUUCGAGCUUAUUACUAGCGACCCCAAGGUGUCGGCCAUCUUCGUCAACAUCUUCGGUGGUAUCGUCCGUUGCGAUGCUAUCGCUCAGGGUCUGAUCAAUGUUGUGCAGGAUAUGGGUCUCCGCACUCCCAUCGUCGCACGUUUGCAAGGUACCAACAUGGAGCAAGCACGUGAGCUGAUCAACGAGUCUGGUCUGAAGAUCUUUUCCAUCGAAGACCUCCAGAACGCUGCCGAGAAGUCUGUUCAGUUCUCGAAGGUCGUCAAGAUGGCCCGUGAAAUUGACGUCGGUGUUGAGUUCACUCUUGGCAUCUAA
This is a messenger RNA of Aspergillus affinis, 2280 nucleotides long. Its product is annotated as Succinyl-CoA synthetase beta subunit. Gene Ontology annotation, molecular function: oxidoreductase activity; succinate-CoA ligase (ADP-forming) activity; ATP binding. Gene Ontology annotation, biological process: tricarboxylic acid cycle; succinyl-CoA metabolic process. The transcript is spliced from 14 exons. Gene Ontology annotation, cellular component: succinate-CoA ligase complex; mitochondrion. Lineage: Eukaryota; Fungi; Ascomycota; Eurotiomycetes; Eurotiales; Aspergillaceae. The record is from RefSeq and is a predicted model, not a curated record. The coding region runs from base 1 to 2280 and encodes 759 amino acids.